Molecule: messenger RNA, 1517 nt
Organism: Phlebotomus argentipes
Lineage: Eukaryota; Metazoa; Arthropoda; Insecta; Diptera; Psychodidae
Exons: 6
Coding region: 104-1435 (443 amino acids)
Biological process (GO): glutathione metabolic process
Molecular function (GO): glutathione transferase activity
Source: RefSeq, a predicted model, not a curated record
UAAAAGCUCUGACAAUGCUCAAAACGAUCAGUUUCGAGUAAGCUUUUGCAAACCGCGUACUUCAGUUUUUGUGUGAACGAAACGAAAAAAACUAAUCGGAAAAAUGGCUCCUCUUAAAUUGUAUCACUUUAACGUGAGUCCUCCCUCGCGUCUGGCACUGUUGGCCAUCAGGAACUUGAAGUUAGAUGUGGAAAUUGUCGUCGUGAACACAAUGAACAAGGAACAAAUGACACCGGAAUUUAUGAAGAUCAAUCCUCAACACACAGUGCCAACAAUUGAUGAUAAUGGAUUUUACCUCUGGGAAUCUCGCGCCAUCGCUACAUAUUUGGUCUCUUCUAAGGCUCCAGGAAGCUCUCUUUACCCAACAGACGUGAAGAAGAGGGCUGUUGUGGAUGCCCGUCUAUCCUUGGAUCACGAUUUGCAAAAAGCCGCAGGCGAAGUUAUGUAUCCCAUCUAUGCAUUGGGAGCUACCACCAUUCCCGAGGACAAGAAAGAAAAGGUGUACAAGAUUCUGGGCAAUCUGAACACUUUCAUGGAAGGACAACAAUAUGUGGCCGGAAAUGAAUUGACAGUUGCUGAUCUGGCUUUUCUGGUCAAUGUAUCGACUCUUUAUGAAAUGGGCGCCAAUGUGAACAAAUUCAAGAACAUCGCUGCUUGGUACAAGAGACUCGAAUCGAUUCCUGGUUUCCAGGAGAAUCUUGAAGGCGCUCAACUGCUCGGAAAUUUCUUAAAACCAAAGUUGGAUUUGAAGGGAACUUGGGAUGAUAAAAUGGCCACUCUCAAAUUAUAUCACUUUCCCGCAAGUCCACCAUCAAGGGUGGCUCUUCUGGCCAUCAGAAACCUUAAACUGGAUGCAGAAAUUAUCGUUCUUGACAUGCUGAAAGAGGAACAUUUGUCACCAGAGUUCAAAAAAAUCAAUCCUCAACAUAAAGUGCCAACUAUUAAUGAUAAUGGAUUUAUUUUAUACGAAUCUCGAGCCAUUGCCAUGUAUUUGGCCUCGUCCAAAGCUCCAGGAAACACUCUUUAUCCAACAGAUGUGAAGAAGAAAGCUGUUGUGGAUUCCAGGCUAUUUAUGGACAUGGAUUUGCAGAUCGCGACUGGAAAUAUCAUACGUCCAGUCUUCUAUGAAGGACUAACAAGUAUUCCCGAUGACAAGAAAGAGAGGAUUUACAAGGUUCUGGGCAACCUUAAUAUAUUUUUGGAAGGACAACAGUAUGUGGCUGGAAACGAUUUAACAGUUGCUGAUCUCGCAUUUCUCGCUACAAUCUCGACUCUUUACGAAAUCGGCGCCAAUGUCAACAAAUUCAAGAACAUCGCUGCUUGGUACAAGAAACUCGAGUCAAUUCCUGGUUUCCAGGAGAAUCUUCAAGGCGCUCAAAUGCUCGGAAAUUUCAUAAAGCCAAAAUUGAAUUUGAAGGGAACUUGGGAUGAUUGAAAGUAAUAAAGCUUAAAACAGCUCACAUAUUUUCUGAUUAUAUUUAUGUAAGCAGGAGUAUUAAGAGUGUAAAUAUACAGAU